This is a messenger RNA of Rhodamnia argentea, 2068 nucleotides long. Its product is annotated as protein ALP1-like. The transcript has a single exon. Lineage: Eukaryota; Viridiplantae; Streptophyta; Magnoliopsida; Myrtales; Myrtaceae. The coding region runs from base 178 to 1761 and encodes 527 amino acids. The record is from RefSeq and is a predicted model, not a curated record.
CCGUUCACACCUCCUUUGUCAAAAGAGAGAAGCCAACCACAUUUAUUAUAAUUUCGAAAUUCAACUCUGCUUCUCGGCCCCGAGAAGGAACAGAAUCAACUUCAAAGUUUCGAUCUUUCUGCUCUGUUCUCGCCUUCAGCUCCACCCUCCAACUCCCCAAUCUCUCUCCCUUUCUUUAUGAAACUCACUUCUCUCGGGAGCCGGCAAGACUACUCCUACAUCUUCAGCUUGUUGCAGAGCUCACUCGGGUCCGACCCGAUGAACGAGACCAGCACCACGACCUCCACGACCACGGCCAAGAGGCGCCGGAGGAAGGAGAAUGGCGAUAGGGAAAGCGACGCCUCCGCCGCCGCCGCGGGAGAAGGCGGCGACAAGAAGAAGGAGCUAAAGGGUAUCCUCACCUCCCUGCUGCUGUUGGAAGAGCAGGAGAAGCAGGACAAUCAAGAACGCGACAAGGCGUCGAGGGAAGAGAAGCAGCUGUUCGAGACCAAUCACAGGAAGAAGACCAAGGCCAUGUUGGGUUACUACUCCAAUCUCGAUGAUUACUACACGGAGGUGGAGGAGCUGGACAGGGUGAAGAGGAAGAAGGGGAGGUCGUUGGCUGGGGCUGUCGCCGGCGCCCUCGCCUGUGAGGCUGAUUCGGUGAAGAAGGGUGAGAAGGCGGUCAAGAAAGGGAGCGGCGAGAGUGGAGGUGGUCAUCAGAGGAGGCUGUGGGUCAGGGACAGGUCUAAUGCGUGGUGGGAUGAGUGUAUUAGGCCCGACUUCCCUGAAGAGGAGUUCAAGAAAGCCUUUAGGAUGGGGAAAUCGACCUUCGACAUGGUAUGCGAGGAGCUGAGUUCGGUCAUCGCGAAGGAGGACACGACAUUGCGGAGCGCGAUCCCGGUCCGGCAACGGGUGGCGGUCUGCUUGUGGAGGUUGGCGACUGGUGAGCCGCUUCGGCUCGUCUCGAAAAGGUUUGGCUUAGGCAUUUCGACUUGUCAUAAGUUGGUUCUUGAGGUCUGUUCAGCUAUUAGGACUGUGUUGAUGCCUAAGUACUUGCAAUGGCCUGAUGAGGAUAAGCUUAGGAAGAUUAAGGCUAAGUAUGAAUCGAUUUCAGGGAUACCCAAUGUCGUUGGGUCCAUGUACACAACCCAUAUUCCCAUUAUCGCUCCUAAGAUUAGCGUGGCCGCUUAUUUUAAUAAGCGACACACAGAGCGGAAUCAGAAGACCUCGUAUUCGAUCACUUUGCAAGGCGUGGUCGAUCCCAAAGGAGUGUUUACCGAUGUUUGUAUUGGUUGGCCUGGUGCGAUGCCCGAUGAUCAGGUGUUGGAGAAGUCUGCACUUCAUCAAAGGGCUAAUGGGGGGCUACUGAAGGGUGUUUGGAUCGUCGGUAAUUCGGGUUACCCCUUAUUGGAUUGGGUUUUGGUGCCUUACACACAGCAAAAUUUGACAUGGACUCAACACGCGUUUAAUGAGAAAAUUGGCGAGGUCCAGAGGGUGGCGAAAGACGCAUUUGCGAGGUUGAAAGCAAGGUGGAGUUGCUUGCAAAAACGAACGGAGGUGAAGCUUCAGGAUUUGCCGGUGGUUCUCGGAGCAUGCUGUGUUCUGCACAAUAUCUGUGAAAUAAGAGGCGAGGAAAUGGACCCGGCGCUAGGAUUUGAACUCAUUGAUGAUGAGAUGGUCCCUGAGGUAGCUUUGAGAUCAAUGAGCUCGAUGAAGGCUAGGGACGCCAUUGCCCAUAACCUCUUGCAUCAUGGCCUCGCUGGGACUUCUUUUCUAUAGAGCGAACAGUUGCAGCUGGUUUUUAUGCUUAUUUUUACGUUUUUCACUUUUAAGAUGGUAAUUCUUUGGAAUUCGCUUUCUUCCAUACUUUGUUGUAGUCUUACACCAUAAUCAUUCUUCGUGAUUUGUUGAAGGAGCUGUGUAAAAGAUACGCUCUUGCUCCUUCAACAAACGGAUGAUACAAGUCUUCACAAGCUUUAUGUUAUACAGGUUGAAUAGAAGGAAAAUGUUGCAAAUCAAGAUUAUGCCCUUGAAUUACCAAAAAAGAGUUGAAUGAAAUUUGACAUCAUUGGGUUCUUUAGUUGCA